AUGGCCGACAUGGCAUCCCCCGAAGAAGCCGUCCUCUAUCGCAAGCAAGGCCGCGUGGCGAUUGUCACGCUCAAUCAGCCCAAGAAACUCAAUGCCAUGACCCAGCCCUACUACUACCGCGUCUCGUGUCUCCUCCGAGAGAUCGCAGAAGACCCAGACGUCAGCGUCACGGUGCUGACAGGAUCAGGCCGCUUCUUCUCGGCUGGUGCGAAUGUCACAACGACACGGCCCGGUGUUGGGCCGGGGAUCAGCAAAGAUCAAGCACGCAGCGAUAUUCUGAAGGGGUUUGUGAGCAACAACCUCGACAUCACGCGGUCUUUCUACACGCACCCGAAGAUCCUGAUCGCCGCGCUCAACGGGCCGACCGUCGGCCUGUCUGCGGCGUUGCUGGGUUUCUGUGACUUUAUAUACGCGGCACCGCACACGUUCCUGCUCACGCCGUUCUCCUCGCUAGGGCUGGUUGCUGAAGGAGGAGCGAGCAUUGGGCUCGUGCAGAGACUGGGCUUGACGAAGGCGAAUGAGGCCCUGAUUAUGUCAAGGAGAAUACCCUGCGACGAGCUCGUGGCAUGCGGGUUCGUGAAUAAAGUGUUCCAGGGUAAGGACCAGAAUGAUAGUGAUGGAUUCUUGAAGAAGGUGUUGGACGAGGUUGAGGACAAGUUGGGCGAGCAUUUGAAUCAGGAGAGUCUAAUUAAAAUCAAGGAGUUGAUCAGGCGGCCUUUCUUGGAGGCUUUGGAGGCACAGGGCGUCCGCGAGGUUAUGGAGGGCAUGGCGAGGUUUGCGAAGGGUGCGCCACAAGAGGAGUUUAGAAAGAUUGCGAGUGGGGAGAAGAGGCAUAAACUGUAA
Messenger RNA from Exophiala xenobiotica, 843 nucleotides. RefSeq lists its product as uncharacterized. Bases 1 to 843 code for a protein of 280 amino acids. Gene Ontology annotation, biological process: fatty acid beta-oxidation. The record is from RefSeq and is a predicted model, not a curated record. NCBI's taxonomy places the organism in Eukaryota, Fungi, Ascomycota, Eurotiomycetes, Chaetothyriales, Herpotrichiellaceae. Gene Ontology annotation, cellular component: peroxisomal matrix. The transcript has a single exon.